Messenger RNA from Protopolystoma xenopodis, 249 nucleotides. Lineage: Eukaryota; Metazoa; Platyhelminthes; Monogenea; Polystomatidea; Polystomatidae. The record is from the annotation of a GenBank genome assembly.
UAUCUGGGCGACCAUUACAAUAUAACCAGUGUUACUACUAAAGGUGUUGCGCAGUUGGUUGGGCGCCGCCUUUCUAAUGGCCGAGUUGACGUUCGCGGUGUUAAAGCUCAUUUUAAUCUGGACUAUAGUGGCAUUCUUGUGCUAACUGGUGUGGAUGUAUUGUUUAUUCCACGUGAUGGAGUCGCUGCCGAACCUCAAAAAAUCGAAGAACAAGAGAAAUCAACUUUUCAAAUUGAAUCGGGUUGUUGA